Molecule: messenger RNA, 762 nt
Organism: Eremothecium gossypii ATCC 10895
Lineage: Eukaryota; Fungi; Ascomycota; Saccharomycetes; Saccharomycetales; Saccharomycetaceae
Gene: STM1
Product: Stm1p
Exons: 2
Coding region: 1-762 (253 amino acids)
Source: RefSeq, marked provisional
AUGUCUAAUCCGUUUGAUCUGCUAGGCAACGACGUCGAGGACGCCACCGUUGUUGUGUCUCCUCCAAAGGAGCUUGUGAAGAAGACCACCUCUUCCAAGAAGGCGGACGUGCCUCCUCCAUCUGCCGACCCAUCGCGUGCCAAGAACAACAGACCAAAGCCAACCGGCAACGAGGCUGCGUUCAGAGACAAGCAGGCCGGCCGUUCGCAGAACAAGUCCAAGGACGCUCCUGCGCCAGGCAAGCCAGCCAAGGACAGCAGAAAGACCUUUGACCGCCACUCGAGAACCGGCAAGACUGACUCUGCCAAGAAGAUCAAGCAGGCGUGGGGCGACAACGAGAAGGAGCAGGCCGAUGAGGAGGCUGGUGCCGCUGUUGCCGAGGCGGAGUUGGCCGCCGACGCUGCCGAGGAGGAGCAGGCCACUGCAGCUGCCGUCACCUUGGAGGCGUACUUGGAGCAGCAGAACUCCGACCUGAACAAGGCCCCUGUCGCCAGAAAGGUCGAGAAGUUCGACGACGCUGAGUUGUUCGUUAAGAAGCAGGAGGUCUUCAUGGAGGCUACCAAGGUCAAGAACGUCAAGACGAAGCACUUGAAGGCCAAGCAGUUCCUAGAGUUUGAUGGCACCGAGUCCUUUGCUCCUAAGUCUCGCGACCAGAGAGACAACAAAAGAGGCGGCAAGGGCGGCAACAGAGGCGGCAAGAGCGGCAACAGAGAGCCUGCGCAGGCCAAGCCAGUCAACGCCAACUUCCCAGCCUUGAUCUAA